This is a messenger RNA of Silurus meridionalis, 1277 nucleotides long. RefSeq names its product cyclin Y-like 1 (gene ccnyl1). The transcript is spliced from 10 exons. The record is from RefSeq and is a predicted model, not a curated record. Gene Ontology annotation, biological process: regulation of cyclin-dependent protein serine/threonine kinase activity; regulation of canonical Wnt signaling pathway. Gene Ontology annotation, molecular function: protein kinase binding; cyclin-dependent protein serine/threonine kinase activator activity. NCBI's taxonomy places the organism in Eukaryota, Metazoa, Chordata, Actinopteri, Siluriformes, Siluridae. Gene Ontology annotation, cellular component: plasma membrane. Bases 14 to 1033 code for a protein of 339 amino acids.
AGUGCGCUGCAUUAUGGGGAAUACGGUGUCAUGCUGCGUGUCUCCCAGCGGAAGUCCGAAACUGCCGCGGGCAUCGGAGCGCCUUGAGGACUGUCAGAUAAGCGCCGACCUCAGUGAAGACACCGGGCCGUACCUGCAGCACAUCAGCGACCGGGAGCUGCCCGAUGAUCUUGCUCACGAGUCCAAUCCUUCAGACCAUGCUCGUGCUAGCACCAUCUUCCUGAGCAAGUCCCAAACAGACGUCCGGGACAAGAGGAAAAGCAAUCAUAUAAACCAUGUAUCUCCAGGUCCCCUCUCCAAAAAAUACAGCUCAUGCUCGACAAUAUUCAUCGAUGACAGUACGGUCAGCCAGCCCAACCUGAAAAGCACAAUAAAAUGUGUUACUCUAGCAAUAUAUUAUCAUAUUAAAAACAGGGACUCUGACAGAUCGCUGGACAUAUUUGAUGAGAAGAAACAUCCUCUGUCUAGGGAGCAAGUUCCCGAUGACUACUCGCGCACAGACCCCGAGCACAAGCUCAUCUACCGGUUCGUCAGGACGCUGUUCAGCGCCGCUCAGCUCACCGCCGAGUGCGCCAUCGUCACUCUGGUGUAUUUGGAGCGACUGCUGACAUACGCCGAGAUGGACAUCUGCCCGUGUAACUGGAAGAGAAUCGUCCUGGGCGCCAUCUUACUGGCCUCCAAAGUCUGGGAUGAUCAGGCUGUGUGGAAUGUAGACUACUGCCAGAUCCUCAAAGACAUCACUGUUGAAGACAUGAACGAGAUGGAGAGACACUUCCUGGAGCUCCUGCAGUUCAACAUCAACGUCCCGGCUAGCGUCUACGCCAAGUAUUAUUUUGAUCUGCGUUCGCUGGCAGACGACAACAACUUGAGUUUUCCUCUGGAGCCUCUGAGCAAAGAGCGUGCGCAGAAACUCGAGGCCAUCUCCAGACUGUGUGAGGAUAAGUACAAAGAUCUGAGCAGAACCGCCAUGAGGAGAUCCUUCAGUGCUGACAACCUGGUGGGCAUCCGCAGAUCCAACGCCGUGCUCUCCUAGAUCACGCUCAUGAUCAUAACCCGCUUCGGACUCUUUUCUCCUGUCCUCCGGUAGAGAUCUCUCUCAUCGGUCCCCCUGCAACAACCAAUGACCUGUCUACAUGGAAACAAAUUGACUUUUAUUUUUUAUUUUUUUUGCUUUUUGCUUACUAUGUAGGCUACUAGCUGUGAAAUCUGUCAGUUUUUAAUUGAAAUCGAUUGCAUAUGGAGUAUUUUAAAUAAACACUAAUACCACACGUGUAAAA